CUCAGGUCUGCUGGCGGUUGUCCUUCUCGCGGGUGCGUGCAGCGCUGUCCUUCGAAGCUGCGCGUUUGCGGGUGCGGGCGGCCCGCGGCUCCGCGCUCAGCGGCGGUCGCCCUUCGUGCUGCUCCAGGCGACGGCCACGGAGGAGACUAUGGCGAAGAUCGCGGACGUUGUCUCGGAGCAGCUCGGGGUGGACAAGUCGAAAGUGGUGGGUGCCGCGACACUGUCGGAGUUGGGCGCCGACUCACUCGACAUCGUGGAGACGGUGAUGGCCCUGGAGGAGAGCUUCGACAUCGAGCUCCCGGACGAGGAGACGACUCAGCUGAAGAAUCUGCAGGACGUGGGCGACCUCAUCCAGAGCAAGCUCUGA
Molecule: messenger RNA, 367 nt
Organism: Prorocentrum cordatum
Lineage: Eukaryota; Dinophyceae; Prorocentrales; Prorocentraceae
Source: the annotation of a GenBank genome assembly